GUCCCAUCCUCAAAGCUCAGACUUAGGAAGUCAAUGGAGAACGGGGAGAUAUUGAUGAUGGACCUUGAUCGAGACGAUGAAAAUGAGGAUGAAGAACAUGGUGGUGCUAUCUUGAGAGAGCGGGAGCACCCAUUCAUUGUAAUAGAGCCUGGUGAAGUGGCACAUGGCAAAAAGAACGAUCUUGAUUAUCUCUUCUAG
Dovyalis caffra is the source of this 198-nucleotide messenger RNA. The record is from the annotation of a GenBank genome assembly. NCBI's taxonomy places the organism in Eukaryota, Viridiplantae, Streptophyta, Magnoliopsida, Malpighiales, Salicaceae.